AUCAUAAAUUCGAAAACUAAAAAAGUUGAAAGCAUCACUUAAUUAAUACAGGGUGAUAUGCUUACUGGAUUUUAGCAGAGGUAAACACCACUAGAAGCCGACCCUAAGAAAAAAAUGUUCGUUUGAAAUUUGCUCGAUCAGCAGCGGGCAGUUCCCAUCGUCGUCCUGCAGUGAAUCAGCUAUUCUUGAAGCAGUUCCCUUCACCGUCCGGCAGUCUUCAAGUAUCCUCUCGGUGAAUCAGCUAUUCUCGCACUCAGCUGUCUUCUGGCUUAGAUAUGGCGAAUAUGGCAUGGCGGUGGCAUAAAAGCGGCGCCAUCACAUGUAUGUUGGUCUCCGUUGCCAUUGAAGGGGCCUUCAAACGCCAAUCGAGAAAUAUGACGAGCACAAUACUCGCCAUUGAUAACUUUGUCAUAAAGGUUGCCAAUGCCAAUUAUGUAAGCUUCAAAGCGCCCAUCUUUGCUAGAACUUUUGCUUCAAAGCCAUCUGAAUCGUCAUCUGGGCAAAAGCAAUCAGAGGGCAGGAAAGAGGUAUCUAAUUUUGAUGAUCCAUUUGAUGCUCCCACAUACAAUAUCCCCGAGAAGCCUAUAACAUUUACAGAGGGAGCUUCCUACAGUGUUGCCAUUCUUGCUGGGUUAGGAGUUGCUGCAGCAGCUGGAUAUGCCGUGUUCAAGGAGCUUAUUUUUCAACCAAAAGAGUAUAAAAUAUAUGGGAAGGCCCUUGAAAGGAUUCAAAAUGACAGCCAGGUCAGGGUGAGAAUUGGAGCCCCUAUUACGGGUUAUGGAUCAGAAAGCAGAAACCGGGCAGCCCGUCAACGCAUACCAAACAGGAUAUGGACUGAUGAAGAUGGAAUUGAACAUGUUGAGGUGAAUUUCUAUAUCCGAGGACCCCACGGGGCUGGCAAAGUGUUUGCAGAGAUGUUCCAAGACAAAGUGGAGAAGCAGUGGAAGUUUACUUAUUUGGUUGUAGAGAUCAGUUCACCUUCCCGGACACAACUAAUGCUCGAGUCAUAUGUCCCUGCCUAAACAAUACUCCUAAAAAAUAUUCUCCCUCCCCCAAUAGUUGGUUGUACCAUUAAGCUGUCAUUUUCUAUUGAGGAAACAAAUUUGUGGCUCAUUGUUUUUCUUUCUUUUGAAUUACAUCUCAAACCAUUGUUCUAAAUUUUCUCAAUCUACGUGCCAGUUAAAGUUGACAAACAAUUGUGGGACGGAGGUAGUCUUCUUUUACUUCCCUGGAGUUGAACAAGGAUAAGUUCUUGAAUGAGAGCACGCAUGUCUUUUGCAUUGGC
This is a messenger RNA of Cuscuta epithymum, 1285 nucleotides long. The record is from the annotation of a GenBank genome assembly. NCBI's taxonomy places the organism in Eukaryota, Viridiplantae, Streptophyta, Magnoliopsida, Solanales, Convolvulaceae.